Metarhizium robertsii ARSEF 23 is the source of this 951-nucleotide messenger RNA. RefSeq names its product WD40 repeat 2. The coding region runs from base 1 to 951 and encodes 316 amino acids. Gene Ontology annotation, cellular component: cytosol; nucleus. NCBI's taxonomy places the organism in Eukaryota, Fungi, Ascomycota, Sordariomycetes, Hypocreales, Clavicipitaceae. Gene Ontology annotation, biological process: positive regulation of protein phosphorylation; rescue of stalled cytosolic ribosome. Gene Ontology annotation, molecular function: ribosome binding; protein kinase C binding; translation regulator activity. The record is from RefSeq and is a predicted model, not a curated record. The transcript is spliced from 5 exons.
AUGGCUGAACAAUUGAUCCUCAAGGGCACUUUGGAGGGCCACAAUGGCUGGGUCACCUCCUUGGCCACCUCCAUGGAGAACCCCAACAUGCUCCUGUCGGCUUCCCGCGACAAGACCUUGAUCAUCUGGAACCUCACUCGCGAUGAGACCCAGUACGGAUACCCCAAGCGAUCCCUGACGGGCCACUCCCACAUUGUCUCGGACUGCGUCAUCUCUUCCGAUGGUGCUUACGCCCUGUCCGCGUCUUGGGACAAGACCCUCCGCCUGUGGGAGCUCGCCACCGGCACCACCACUCGACGAUUCGUCGGCCACACCAACGACGUCCUCUCCGUCUCCUUCUCUGCCGACAACCGUCAGAUCGUCUCUGGUUCCCGCGACCGAACCAUCAAGCUGUGGAACACCCUCGGUGACUGCAAGUUCACCAUCUCCGAGAAGGGCCACACUGAGUGGGUUUCCUGCGUGCGAUUCAGCCCCAACCCCCAGAACCCCGUCAUUGUCUCCUCUGGCUGGGACAAGCUUGUCAAGGUCUGGGAACUCUCCAGCUGCAAGCUGCAGACCGACCACAUGGGCCACAACGGAUACAUCAACACCGUCACCAUCUCCCCCGACGGCUCCCUCUGCGCCUCCGGUGGCAAGGACGGCACCACCAUGCUCUGGGAUCUUAACGAGUCCAAGCACCUGUACUCCCUCAACGCCAACGACGAGAUCCACGCCCUCGUCUUCUCCCCCAACCGAUACUGGCUGGGCCCCGCCACCCCCCGCAGCAUCAUCAUCUUCGAUCUCGAGAAGAAGUCCAAGGUCGACGAGCUCAAGCCCGAGUUCACCGCCGUUGGCAAGAAGAGCCGAGAGCCCGAGUGUGUCUCCCUCGCCUGGUCUGGUGACGGCCAGACUCUCUUCGCUGGUUACACUGACAACAUUAUCCGUGCUUGGGGCGUCAUGUCGAGGGCAUAA